AUGCCUCCGCCACCGAAUGACCACGGCGGAAGCAGCUCUCCUCCUCGGAGUUCCCCAGGUCGCGAUCGUGGCCGCGACGGGCGUCGGCAAGACCGGGGCGACAACCGCCCACGACGGGACGACGACCGCGACGCCCGCAGAUCCAAUCCACGACCCAGAUCCCGCAGCAGAUCAAGGCAGCGGAACUACCGCAGCAAUCGCGACCGCAGCCGCAACGGAGACCGACGUGAUCGUCACCGAUCUAGAAGCCCAGGAGGCCCUCGAAGCAGCCGUCGCGAUGGCCGUGAUCGCGAUGAGCGUAGGUCCUCCAGAGACCGUCCGCGGCGCCCACGAUCGCGAUCGCGCUCGCCCCGACGCCCUCGUCAAACCUCCCCACCAGCCGUCCAACGACGCGGGCCUCUACCUUCGCAAGCUGACGCUUUCACAACUGAGGUUGCACCUCCGGGCAGCGGGCCACCGCCACCGGAGAAGCAAAAACCUAAUUUCAAGAAUACGGGCCGUCUAGCAGCAGAGAGCAAUACUGUUCAGGUCCAAGGUGGCGAGGGGGUCGUGCUGAAAUACCAUGAACCUCCCGAGGCGCGGAAACCACCCGCCAAAGAACCAUGGCGAAUGUACGUCUUCAAGGGCGAAGAUUUGGUGGAAAUGGUCGAGCUGAGCGAGCGAAGUUGCUGGCUGGUGGGCCGUGAACGAGCUGUUGUGGAUUUCCCGGUGGAUCAUCCCAGCUGCUCGAAGCAACAUGCGGCAUUGCAGUUCCGCUACGUCGAGAAACGGAACGAGUUCGGAGAUAAAAUUGGCAAGGUCAAGCCUUACCUCAUUGAUCUGGAGAGCGCGAAUGGAUCUAUCGUCAAUGGGGACCCUAUCCCUCCCGGACGGUACGUGGAGGUCAUGGAUAAAGACGUAAUUAAGUUCGGCCUGAGCAGUCGCGAGUAUGUGCUUAUGCUUCCUUGA
Penicillium chermesinum is the source of this 948-nucleotide messenger RNA. RefSeq names its product putative FHA domain protein SNIP1. The coding region runs from base 1 to 948 and encodes 315 amino acids. Lineage: Eukaryota; Fungi; Ascomycota; Eurotiomycetes; Eurotiales; Aspergillaceae. The record is from RefSeq and is a predicted model, not a curated record. Gene Ontology annotation, biological process: maintenance of RNA location; mRNA splicing, via spliceosome. Gene Ontology annotation, molecular function: mRNA binding; protein binding. Gene Ontology annotation, cellular component: nucleus. The transcript has a single exon.